CUGCUUUACGGCUGCCUCUCCCGGACUGGAGCCCGGGAGCGCCCACCGCCGUCAGCCCUGUCUCUACGAGUCGGCCCGGCGGAGAUUGAGAGACCCGGCGCGCCGCUGCCCUCCCCGCCGCGCCCGUUCCAGCCCUCGGCGAUGUGAGCUCGAGGAGGCUGCGGUGCCCCCCGGCCCGGGGUUGAGACGGGCGGCAGGUGCCUGUGAGACGGGCGGGUGCUGGGGGCCUGCACGAUGGAGGAAAGCAUGGAAGAGGAGGAGGGGGGCAGCUACGAGGCGAUGAUGGACGACCAGAACCACAACAACUGGGAGGCCGCCGUGGACGGCUUCCGGCAGCCCCCCCCACCCCCUCCGCCCCCCUCUUCGAUCCCAGCCCCUGCCCGAGAGCCUCCGGGGGGUCAGCUGCUGGCGAUGCCUGCGGUCUCCGUGGACAGGAAAGGCCCCAAGGAGGGGCUCCCGAUGGGGCCGCCGCCACCGCCGGAGCCGAAUGGGGUGAUCAUGAUGUUGAAAAGCUGCGACGCGGCUGCCGCCGUGGCCAAGGCGGCCCCCGCCGCCACCCCCAGUUCCAGCAUCAACAUCAACACCUCCACCUCCAAGUUCUUAAUGAAUGUUAUAACUAUUGAAGAUUAUAAGAGCACAUACUGGCCAAAAUUGGAUGGUGCCAUAGAUCAGCUUUUAACUCAGAGUCCUGGUGACUAUAUCCCCAUAUCCUAUGAACAGAUAUACAGUUGUGUGUAUAAAUGUGUAUGCCAGCAGCACUCGGAACAGAUGUAUAGUGAUCUGAUUAAAAAGAUAACUAAUCACUUAGAAAGAGUCUCAAAGGAGCUGCAGGCCAGCCCUCCAGAUCUCUAUAUUGAAAGAUUUAAUAUAGCUCUUGGACAGUAUAUGGGAGCAUUGCAGAGUAUUGUGCCUCUUUUCAUAUAUAUGAAUAAGUUUUACAUCGAAACCAAGCUUAACAGAGACUUAAAAGAUGACCUUAUAAAGCUGUUUACGGAACAUGUUGCAGAAAAGCACAUUUACAGCCUAAUGCCUUUACUUUUAGAAGCCCAGUCAACACCAUUUCAGGUCACACCUUCAACUAUGGCAAAUAUUGUGAAAGGCCUGUACACUCUCAGACCAGAGUGGGUUCAGAUGGCUCCGACUCUGUUUUCUAAAUUUAUUCCAAACAUUCUCCCUCGUGCGGUGGAGUCUGAACUUUCUGAAUAUGCUGCUCAAGAUCAGAAACUUCAAAGAGAACUUAUACAGAAUGGUUUUACAAGAGGUGACCAGUCCCGGAAGAGAGCUGGGGAUGAGUUGGCUUAUAACAGCUCAUCAGCAUGUGCAAGUUCCAGAGGGUACAGAUAGUGAAUGUAUUGAAUGUACUUUCCUUCCUGAAAAGAGGACACACUGGAGCUGCAGAGACAGUAUUCAGAGCACAGCGGGGUCCUGCA
This is a messenger RNA of Physeter macrocephalus (sperm whale), 1430 nucleotides long. RefSeq names its product CDK2 associated cullin domain 1 (gene CACUL1). Bases 235 to 1344 code for a protein of 369 amino acids. The transcript has 9 exons. Gene Ontology annotation, molecular function: ubiquitin protein ligase binding; protein kinase binding. The record is from RefSeq and is a predicted model, not a curated record. Gene Ontology annotation, biological process: positive regulation of protein kinase activity; ubiquitin-dependent protein catabolic process; G1/S transition of mitotic cell cycle. Lineage: Eukaryota; Metazoa; Chordata; Mammalia; Artiodactyla; Physeteridae.